AUCUAGAGAAAUCUUUCAAGUUUCGUCUCAAUCAAAUUUAAAUCAUGUGGAAUCCCAGAAGAAUUGAAAAUCACACAGGAAUCCCAUCCUUUUCAUUUCUUUUAUGUAGACAUUGACAAAAAUCUGAACCAAGUAUGAACUGGUAGAUAAAAGGCCAAACCAUAAAACGAAGAUUUAAGCAGGGUUUAACUUUAAGGCCGCCAGUUUUACUUCUUCUUCUCUAUGAUACCGGGCCAUUUCAUUUCAUCCGCAACUUCUUUUCAACUUAUAUUCCAUCAUUUAUUCUCCAAAAACAAUUUUUCCUAGUAAUUGAUGUCCAAUACCAAAACCCCUAUAUCCUCUGCCCACAAAUUUCAUACUUCGGGUCUCUGUAAUAACAGUAAACCUGUACUUCUUUAUCACAACCCAGAAAAUAUUUCCUCAGUUAUGUGGAGAAACGUUGCUAGGCAAGCAAUUUUGAGAUCUUCCCUUUAUUGCGGAAAACCCUUUUCACGUGCUUACAGCUUUCUGGGGUUUUCUCAAGACUCGAUUUUUCGUGAAAAGUGCCAAUUUGGAUGUUUGGAGCUGGGUUCGAGUCGGGUUAGUGAGAUUCUUGGUCGUGAGGAUUAUUUGAGGAGGCCAUGUUAUGAAGUUUUUAAGAAUGAUGAUUGGGGUAAUGGGUUGUGUUUAAGAGGGUAUGCCAGUGUAGCCGAGGCUGUUUCUUCAACUGAUGUUGAAGAAGAUGUGUCAGUUGUUGAUAAAAUUCAGGAGUUGGUGCAAGAAAUGAAGAAAGAAGAGCAUAAAGAGGAAGUGAAUAGUAAGAGAAAAAGUAAAAAUUUUGGGCGAGGAAUGGGGUCGACAAAGUAUCAAAUGCUUAGGAGAAGGCAAGUGAAGAUUGAAACUGAGGCAUGGGAACAAGCAGCCAAAGAAUAUACGGAGCUUCUGAGGGAUAUGUGUGAGAAAAAACUGGCGCCAAAUUUGCCAUAUAUGAAGUCAUUGUUUUUGGGAUGGUUUGAACCAAUGAGGGACGCUAUUGUCAAGGAACAAGAAAGUUUUCGAACAGGGAAAAAUAGAUUGGCGCACGCUCCAUAUUUUGAUCAGUUGCCAGCUGAUAAGAUGGCGGUUAUUACAAUGCAUAAAUUAAUGGGGCUGUUGAUGACUGGAGGUGAUCAUGGGCAAACUCGAGUUGUACCAGCUGCUUGCAUGAUUGGUGAUGCUAUUGAGCAGGAGGUUAGAAUUCACAAGUUUUUGGAGAAAACAAAAAAGAAAAAAGUCAAUAAAAAUACUGAAGUGGCAAGGGGAGAAUCUGCUGCUGCUAUUACUGAAAUGAAGAAAUUGAGAAAAAUGGUUACCAAUUUGAUUAAGAAACAAAAGCUUCCUGCAGUGAGGCAGAUAGUUAAGGAACAAGAUGAUUUUAAACCGUGGGCCCUUGAUGUGAAGGCUAAGGUUGGAAGCCGCCUGAUUGAGUUGUUGAUGGAAACAGCUUAUAUACAACCUGCAGCUAAUCAGUUUGCUGAUAGUCCACCUGAUAUUCGACCUGCAUUUGUGCAUACAAUAAGAAUAAAAGGAAACAAGGCCAAUAGCAAAAAAUUUGGUGUUAUUGAAUGUGACCCAUUAGUUCACAAAGGGCUGGCAAAAAUUGCAAGGCAUACGGUGAUUCCUUAUAUGCCAAUGUUGGUGCCUCCAGUCAAGUGGACAGGUUAUGAUAAAGGAGCACACUUGUUUUUUCCAUCCUAUGUUAUGCGAGUACAUGGAGUUCGACAACAACGUGAAGCAGUUAAGAGGGCCCCCAGGAAGCAACUACAACCAAUUUAUGAGGCCUUAGAUACGCUUGGAAAUACCAAAUGGAGGGUAAAUAAGAGGGUCCUUAGUGUCAUAGAUAGAAUUUGGAGUAGUGGAGGCCGUCUUGCUGAUUUGGUGGAUCGUAAUGAUAUUCCUUUACCAGAGAAGCCAGAUACAGAAGAUGAAACACUGCUUAGGAAAUGGAAGUGGAAUGUCAAAUCUGUGAAGAAGGAGAAUAAGGAGAGACAUUCUCAACGUUGUGACAUUGAACUUAAACUUUCAGUAGCUCGGAAAAUGAAAGACGAAGAAGGUUUUUAUUACCCACACAACCUGGAUUUUCGAGGUCGUGCAUACCCCAUUCAUCCAUAUUUGAAUCAUCUUGGUUCAGAUCUGUGUCGUGGUAUUUUGGAGUUUGCAGAGGGACGUCCUCUUGGCAAAUCUGGCUUACACUGGUUGAAGAUACACCUAGCUAAUCUAUAUGCUAAUGGUGUGGACAAAUUAUCUCAUGAAGGUCGAUUGACUUUCACUGAGAACCACUUGGAUGAUAUAUUUGAUUCUGCAGACAGACCUCUGGAAGGAAAACAUUGGUGGUUAAAGGCUGAAGAUCCAUUCCAGUGCUUGGCUGUGUGCAUGAAUCUUGCCGAAGCUUUGAGAAGCUCUUCUGCUGAGACAUUUAUAUCGCAUAUUCCUGUUCAUCAGGAUGGUUCCUGCAAUGGUUUACAACACUAUGCUGCACUUGGAAGAGACAAGUUGGGAGCAGCCGCUGUCAACCUGGUUGCAGGAGAGAAGCCUGCAGAUGUUUACUCAGGAAUAGCUGCUAGGGUACUGGAUAUUGUGCGGAGAGAUGCCCAGAAGGAUCCUGCUAUUUUCCCCAAUGCUUUGCACGCAAAGAUGUUAGUUAGCCAGGUGGAUAGGAAACUAGUAAAGCAGACAGUGAUGACAUCAGUAUACGGGGUGACUUACAUUGGUGCUCGUGAGCAAAUCAAGAGAAGGCUGAAGGAACGUAGUGCGAUUGUGGAUGAUACAGAGGCAUUUGGUGCUUCUUGUUAUGCUGCAAAGGUAACUUUAACUGCUUUAGAAGAGAUGUUUGAGGCUGCACGUGCUAUCAUGAACUGGCUUGGUGAAUGUGCAAAGGUUAUUGCAUCUGAAAAUGAGCCAGUAAGGUGGACAACCCCACUUGGCCUUCCUGUUGUCCAACCUUACCGAAAAUUAGGGAAGCAUUCUGUCAAAACUUCCCUUCAGAUUUUAACUCUACGACGUGAAACUGAUCAGGUCAUGGUCAGGCGACAAAGGACAGCGUUCCCACCAAAUUUUGUCCACUCCCUGGAUAGUUCUCAUAUGAUGAUGACUGCUGUUGCCUGCAGAAAUGCAGGCUUAAAUUUUGCAGGCGUUCAUGAUUCAUAUUGGACGCAUGCAUGUGAUGUUGAUGAAAUGAACAGGAUUCUUAGAGAAAAGUUUGUUGAACUUUAUGAAAAACCGAUACUAGAGAAUUUAUUGGAGAGCUUUCAGCAUUCAUUUCCUACAUUGUCGUUUCCCCCAUUACCGGAGAGGGGAGAUUUUGAUCUAAGAGAUGUUUUGGAGUCGCCCUAUUUCUUCAAUUGAUUGCAUAGAAGAGCCUCUCCCUUUUCUGACAUGAGAGUAAUCCCUUUUUAAUCUCUGGCAUGUAGCACAAGAUUCAGGGAAGAAAACUUGUUCUAUCAGAAUACAUGGCAGGUCUUGGAAACUCGCCUGUAUAUAUAUUGAAAACAGCAUCAACAAGAUCACUGUACAGCAUUGUAUAUCUUCGCUUGGUCUUAAACUCAGAUAUUCUGAUGGCCCUGUGCAGUCAACAUAAAUUCCAGUUUCACAGAGCAGUCACAUAUUCAGUAGAAAGCUGAGAGUUCAAACCACUAAGAUACUUGAAGCGGCUUGUUGACAGUUGAUUUUAUAGAUUCACUUAGGGGAUGUAGGCAGUUGCAGCUGAUCUGAACGGAGGGAUAAUGGUUGCUUCUUUGUUAGUCGCUGCCGCCAUCGGUUCUAGAGAAUAUGCUGAUGUAGAAAUGCAGUAGUUUGACUGCUCUCUGUAAUGGCAUUGUUAAUUACAGGGUAAAUUAAUUCAUCUUGUUCAAAA
Messenger RNA from Mangifera indica (mango), 3871 nucleotides. Its product is annotated as DNA-directed RNA polymerase 2, chloroplastic/mitochondrial-like. Gene Ontology annotation, molecular function: DNA-directed RNA polymerase activity; DNA binding. NCBI's taxonomy places the organism in Eukaryota, Viridiplantae, Streptophyta, Magnoliopsida, Sapindales, Anacardiaceae. The transcript has 19 exons. Gene Ontology annotation, cellular component: mitochondrial DNA-directed RNA polymerase complex. Bases 313 to 3363 code for a protein of 1016 amino acids. The record is from RefSeq and is a predicted model, not a curated record. Gene Ontology annotation, biological process: mitochondrial transcription.